Messenger RNA from Schizosaccharomyces osmophilus, 1164 nucleotides. RefSeq names its product SGT1-like protein Git7 (gene git7). The record is from RefSeq and is a predicted model, not a curated record. Gene Ontology annotation, molecular function: protein-folding chaperone binding. The coding region runs from base 1 to 1164 and encodes 387 amino acids. The transcript has 3 exons. Lineage: Eukaryota; Fungi; Ascomycota; Schizosaccharomycetes; Schizosaccharomycetales; Schizosaccharomycetaceae. Gene Ontology annotation, biological process: protein stabilization.
AUGGACAAAACUAUGAAUAGUACUACAAAAAAGAAGGUUGAAACAAUUUUGUAUCGCUGCAAGGAACACGGUGAUGUGCUAAAUCAUGAAUUAGGAAAAGAAACAACAUCCUUAGACGAAUCUUUGAACCCUGAAAAAUAUGUGAAUAUUGCUAUUAACUGCAUAAAUCACUUCCGUCCAAUAACUUCUCUAAAGUUUGCCAAUUACGGAUUAUUAAUUGCUAAGAAACAAAAUGAUAGAGAGCAAGCAAGUUAUUGUCAUAUACUUAGAGGAAAAGCAUACUGCAUGAUUGAACAAUUUGAAUGCGCAACCUCUUGUUUUGAGUGGGCACUAGAAGAUGCAUCGUUAUCGUCUGUCUGGAAAGCAUGGAUAAAUACACUCCUUGUUGAACUUAGGUCUAUUUCACAAUACGGAAUAAAAAGUUCUGAAAAGCUCCAGAAAGAACCGGAACCUGACGAGUACAUAAAUGGCGUCCUUAUGAAGAUGGACAGUCCUACUAAUGACUUUCAAAAUAGUUCAAGUACGUUACUUGACUCAAGUUCUACAAUGCAAAAUAAGAACGUAUCUUUGGCAGACAAAACACGUUUCGACUGGUCCCAAGCAUCUUCCACUUUAAGCCUGGACAUCUAUGCAAAGAACGUUAAGCCAGAAAAUUUAAGUGUAACUAUUAAAACCAAUUGUGUUUCUAUACAUGCGACUUUAAUGGACAAUUCGAGUUAUGCACUAAAUUUAGAUCCACUUGCUCACGCUGUUGAUGUAAAUGGUUCUUCAUAUCGUCUCUUCUCCACAAAAAUCGAAGUUAUAUUGAAGAAGCAAAUUCCAGACAGAAAAUGGGAGAAUCUCACAAAAACUGACAACGAUAUCGACUUGAAGCAUCCUCAGUUAACUAGCGGAACAACGUCGAAAAUCAGUAGUAAGAAGAACUGGGAUCAUCUUUUAGAUGAAGUCGACAAAGAAGAGGAAGAACCUACAGGUGAUGCUGCAUUGACAAAACUUUUUCAAGGAUUAUACCAAAACGCGGAUGACGAUACAAGGAGAGCUAUGAUGAAAAGCUAUAGUGAAAGUAACGGCACUUCCCUCUCUACUAACUGGAAAGAUGUCGGUGGCCGUAAAUUUGAAACAAGACCGCCUAAGGGAAUGGAACCUAAAAAAUACAACGAUUAA